AAGCAUUUGUCUCAAGCCUUUGCUUCCCCAGCAGCCAUCGCUCGGCACUCCCCGCUCCCCGGCGUCACCCACUGUAAAAAGGUGCCCAUCCCUCCAUAACGCCACCUGCCGAAAGGAAACAACACCAUGGCCACUGCGAACCACGCUGUCUCAAUCCGCAUCCGCGUGAUCAUUGACUUCAUGUGCCCGUGGAGCUUUAUCGGCAUGCGUUCUCUGCAGCGGGCGAAGGAGAGGGUUCUGCUGAGGCAGCAAGAAGCGGCCACAAGCGGGAGUUCCGAUCAUGGGCGCAUUCCGACGGAGUUGCGAUUUCUGCCGAUCGAGUUUGUCCCAUUCGAGUUCGACCCUCCAGGCACCUACCCGCCGGAAGGGAUCGAUUGGAAAGAGUAUUGCUUGGGCUACGGGUCCCCAAAGGCGGAAUUCUUGUUGGAGCAGAAGUUGCCACGCGCGUUCGCAUUGGGCAGAGACGUGGGUAUUCGGUUCAAGAUGGAGCGCCGCAUUGUCGAUACGGUCGACGUAAACACUGCACUACACUUGCUCGUCUCGAACGCAACCCAGUAUGGCAACGCUGAUGCAGCCGAAACUUUUGUGGUGGACUCCCUCAGCGCUCACUUUGAGGCCUUGGAGAACCCCAACGAAAGGCGGGGGCUGGAGAGGCGAAUGGUUAACUCUGUCGUCAGUAAGGACGCAGCUGCGGAGGAGAACAAGGCGAAGAUCAUACUCGCGGACCUGGGCACGGCUCUGAAUCAUCCCGAGAAACUUACUCAAAACCAGAAGCGCACGGAUCGCGCACGACGUGUGUUGCGGAGCGGGGUUCCGCAGUUCGAGGUCUAUUGUGACGCGAGAGGAUUCGAGGAUCUCGAUCUCUGUAGACACCCGAGGUUCACAGAUAUGUCGCCCGUCUCGCCAGAAUAUUUCGAACAGAUGUUUGACACAUGUUUGACCAUGGCGCACGAGCAGUCAAAAGGGACCACUCAUAGCGUGGGCAACGAAGAUUUGUGAUCCAGCUCGCCUGAAAAAAAUGUGCAUCAAGUCAAGGUGGUGGGGGUGUCUGUGCAAGGGUAUUGGCGCAGCUGCGCGAUCGAGCUCACCUGGAUGAUCUCCGAAUCUUGCACUGACAGUUGUAGCGGAGAGAAGCGACGCAUGCUGGUGGCGCCGUGUGCGCUUCCAUGUGGCAACCCAGCAGGGUUCGUGUAAUCAUGGCGAAGGGCAUGGAGAGUUGCGACAUGAUGCUACCACAUGGUGAGUUUUUGUACGUCACAACUCUUCAUAGCCUGCUCCAGGAUUACUUCAACUGCAACUGCGAGCAUCAACGUUUGCAGCUUCACCUGCAGGUGAACAAGUGAGCUCGAUGUCGCGUGCCCAGUGCAGGGCUGGCUGAGCCAUGUCUCCCGAGGUGCGACUCGGCGUCGGGCGCGGCGCACGUACACAGGUUAUCAGACGAGGAAGUUGGGGCAUCGGCAAUGUUGUACGUACGAUCUUCUCUGGAGGUCAGUUGCUGGCCUCGUGCCGUGGCCGCCGCAAUUCCCGACUCCCCCCACACACUCGCCCCGCCUGACUGAUCCGACUGAUCGAUUGCCACGCCAUGUGCCAAGCGGUGCGCGACCAAGAGCACCAGUGGAAGAGGAGUGCGGUCAGGAGCUCUGGCCUAGCGUGUCGCGCCGACGCGUCUGGCCCACCAAGCUUUGGCGCGGCACGCCACCUCCCC
Messenger RNA from Prorocentrum cordatum, 1705 nucleotides. The record is from the annotation of a GenBank genome assembly. Lineage: Eukaryota; Dinophyceae; Prorocentrales; Prorocentraceae.